This is a messenger RNA of Aptenodytes forsteri (emperor penguin), 7809 nucleotides long. RefSeq names its product myosin XVIIIB (gene MYO18B). NCBI's taxonomy places the organism in Eukaryota, Metazoa, Chordata, Aves, Sphenisciformes, Spheniscidae. Gene Ontology annotation, molecular function: ATP binding; protein binding; cytoskeletal motor activity. The transcript is spliced from 44 exons. Gene Ontology annotation, cellular component: myosin complex. The record is from RefSeq and is a predicted model, not a curated record. The coding region runs from base 133 to 7314 and encodes 2393 amino acids.
UCGCCCGCACACCACCUUCGCUCUCCGGCUCGUGGGGGUCCCUCACCGGCAGCAGAGCCCGGUGCCGGCGUGGGCCAUCAGCCCCCUGCGCCUGCAGCCCCCCAGCCAGCACCGUCCUGCCUCAGCACCAGUAUGGCCAUCUCCUCGCGCCUCGCACUCUGGGAGCAGAAGAUACGGGACGAGGACCGGGGUCCGCCCCCGUCGGCCCCCCCCCUGCUCCUGUCGGUCAUCCCCGGGGGAUUCAUCAAGCAGCUCGUGCGGGAGACUGAGAAGGAGGCCAAGGCGGCAAAACUGAAGAAGGAAACCAAGGCGAGCGUGAAAGAGGAGCCCGCAGGGGAGGACGGCGAGGCCCGAGCCAGGGACACCCCAGCUGCCGGAGGAGAGGUGGCCAGCGAGGGGCAGCCGCUGCAGAACGGGCUGCACGCGGAGGGGCAGGGGGGUGAGGGGGUUGUGGCCCCCCCACACAAGGAGCUGCCACCUGGGAGGGCUGCUCCGGGGGCCAUCUCCAGCAAAGCCCCAGCGUCUGCGCCCGGCCCGGCAGCGGCUGCCCCCAAACCAGCGGAGAUCCCUCACCCGGAGGCUCCCAAGGCAGCGAGGCUGUUGUGCCUGGAGAAGAGCCCCAAGAACCCCUGCCCGGAGGGCAGCCCCCCAGCUCCAGCCCCCACACCCAGCAAGGGCCCCCAGCGCUGCAGCAAAGUCCCAGCAAAGGACGGGGACGCGCCCAGGGGGAUGGGCCCCGAGAGCACCGAGAAGGAGAAGGGGGCACCCCCAAGCCACGAGCAGCACCCAGACAAAGCGAGAGCCACGAGGGAGCUGGGACCAGCCAGGAAAGAGCCAGAAGAGAUGAAGAAAGAUGUCGGAGGUGGCAAGAAGGAGCCAAGGGAAAUCAAAAAGCCUGGAAAAACUACAAACAAGUCAGAGGGGCCCAAGGGGGAGCCAGGAGGGAUUCAAGAAAAGUCAGAAGAUGUGGCAAAGGAGGUGGGGAAAGUGAAGGAAGAGCUGGGAGAGGGUAAAGAGACACCGGGAGAGAGCAAAGAGGAGACGGGUGAGAGCGCAGACAAGGACCAGGCCCCGAGGGACGUUUGGUAUGAAGCAGAGAAGGUCUGGCUUGUCCAGCAGGACGGAUUCACACUCGCCACGCAGCUGAAGCCGGACGUGGGGACGCCCGAGCUGCCGGUGGGGAGGGUGAGGGUGCGCCGGGAGGCGGAUGGCAGCAUCACGGAGGUGGACGAGGACAGCGUGCAGCGGACCAACCCCCCCAGCCUGGACUAUGCUGAAGAUCUGGCCGCACUCAUCAACCUCAACGAGUGCAGCGCCAUGAACACACUGCAGCAGCGCUACCAGUCCCGGCUCCCCUACACCUACGCCGGGACCAGCCUGGUGGCCAUCGGGCCCAGCUUCCCUGCCAGCAGCAGCUCGGGGAAGGCAUUCAAGGGGAAGCGGGACAGCAUGCCCCCGCACAUCUACUCGGUGGUGCAGAGAGCCUACAGGAACCUGCUGAUGCAGCGGCAGGAUCAGGCCAUCGUGCCCCUAGGUCGCAGUGGGGCUGGGAAGACCACGUGCUGCCAGAGAGCCCUGGAGUACCUGGUGGGCACAGCGGGCAGCAUGGACGGCAGGGUCUCAGUGGAGAAGAUCCAGGCAAUGUUCACAAUCCUGGGAGCCUUUGGGUCAGUGACCACCAGCCACAGCAGCAGCUCCACGCGCUUCUCCAUGGUCCUGUCGCUGGAUUUCAGUGCCACCGGCCGGAUAACCGCUGCUCACCUCCAGACCAUGCUGCUGGAGAAGGGCCGCGUCGCCCAGCAGCCCCACGGCGAGAGCAGCUUCAACGUCUUCCCCCUGAUGCUGGCGGGGCUGGAUGCGGCACACAGGACGACACUGCACUUGCACCAGGUGACUGAGAGCAACUCCUUUGGGAUCAAGCCAUUCACAAAGCCCGAGGAGAAGCAGAAAGCCUCAGCGGCGUUUGCCCAGCUCCGGGCUGCCAUGGGCACGCUGGGCAUCACGGUGGAGGAGCAGGCGGCCGUCUGGCGCAUCUUAGCUGGCAUCUACCACCUGGGAGCUGCCGGGGCCUGUAAAGUUGGCAGGAAGCAGUUCAUGAAAUUCGAGUGUGCGAGCAAUGCUGCAGAGGUGCUGGGCUGCGACCUGGAGGAGCUCACCACCGCCGUCUUCAAACACCACCUGAAGCAGAUCCUGGCGCAGGUCAUGGCACGAGGCAGCCGGCUGCCCCCGGCGGAGGAGAGCCUGGCAGGACCGAAGAUGACGGGUGUGGAGUGUGUGGAGGGGAUGGCUUCGGGUCUCUAUGAAGAGCUCUUUGCUGCGGUCGUCUCACUGAUCAACAGGUCUUUCUCCUCCCAGCACCUCUCCAUGGCCUCCAUUGCGGUGGUGGACACUCCUGGCUUUCACAACCCACGGCACCAGCGGGGCAAGCGAGCAGCGACUUUUGAAGAGCUCUGCCACAACUACGUGCACGAGCGGCUGCAGGCCCUUUUCUACGAGAAAACCUUUGUUUCGGAAAUGGAGAGGUACAGAGAGGAAAAUGUUGAGGUGUCUUUUGAUCUUCCAGAGCGCUCGCCACUGGCCACGCUGUCCAUCGUCGACCUGAGCUCCUCACAGCCGCAGGUGCUGCCCAGCAGCCUGGGGGCCGAUCGCAGGGGGCUGUUGUGGAUCCUGGACGAGGAGGUGCUGAUCCCAGGCUCCGGGGACGAAGCUGCCUUCGACCGCCUGUGCUCCUACUUCGUCACGAAGGGACCCAGUCAGGAGGGGGACAGCUACAUGUGCAGGUGCGAGCAGGCGCUGCACUUCGAGAUCUCCCACCAGCUGGGCACGGACCCUGUGCGCUACGACCUCACGGGCUGGGUCAGCAAAGCCAAGCUCAACCUCUCGGCACAAAAUGCCAUCCAGGUGCUGCAGCGGUCCAAGGUGGAUGCCGUGAAGGAGCUGAUGUUGCUGCGCUCGCGGGCGCUGCUGGCCUGCCGUGCCGUGGCGGGGCUGGAGGGAUGCUCCCAGGCGGUCCUGCACCGCAACGGCUGUGUGAGGAAGACCUUUGCCAGCAGCUUCGCAGCUGUGAAGAAGAGGUCGGUGUGUGCUCAGCUCAAACUGCAGGCGGACGCGCUCACGAACCUGCUCCGACGGUCCCAGCUGCACUUUGUCCACUGCCUCCUCCCGGGAAUGGGGGCGGAGGGGGUGGAGGGGCCGGUCCCUUGGCCCCCCGCACCGCCUGAUGCAGCCCUGCGGCUGGAUGUGCCGGCCCUGCGAGCCCAGCUGGAGGGGACCCAGCUCCUGGACGCCCUGCGCCUCCACCGCAUCGGGUAUGCGGAUCGCCUGCUCCUGACCCAGUUCCGACGGCGCUUCCAGGUCCUGGCUCCGGACGUCAUGAAGAAGUACAACUCUGCCUACGAGGUGCCAGACGAGAGCAAGGCUAUAGAGGAGCUCUUCCAGGCACUGGAUCUGGAGAAGAAGAGCGUCGCCAUAGGACACAGCCAGGUUUUCCUGAAGCCGGGGGUCAUCUCCAGACUGGAGAAGCAGCGCGACAAGCUGAUAGCCCAGAAGAUGAUCCUGCUCCAGGCUGCUUGCAAGGGCUUCCUCAGCCGUCAGAAGUUCAAGAGGUUGAAGAUCCAGCGCCUCGCCGUCCACUGCAUCCAGAAGAACCUGGUGGUCUUCCAGGCAGUCAGGCACUGGCCCUGGUGGCAGCUGCUGAGCCGCGUGCGGCCCUUGCUCAGCGUUAACCUCGCGGAGGAGCAGCUUCGUGCAAAAGAAGAGGAGCUGGCAGCGCUGAGAAGGAAGCUGGAAAAAUCCGAGCAGGCGUGCAGCGAGCUCAGGCAGACUGCAGAGAAGCUGGAAAGCAAGAUCAUCGACCUGACGACGGAGCUGUCAGAUGAGCGGUACAAGGGUGAUGUCGCCUGCCAGGUCCUGGACGGGGAGCGGGCAGAGAGGCUGCGUGGCACCCGCGAGCUGCAGGAGCUGCAGAGGAAACACGACCAAGUGCAGAAGAAACUGGAGUCGGUGGAAAAGCAGCUGGAAGAGGCCCAGCAGCUGGUUCAGUUGCGUGAGAUGAAGAUAAGUGGCUCUGGAGGAGAGGACGAGUGGCAAGUGCGCUUCGACUGCGCGCAGACGGAGAUCGCCUUCCUGCAGAAGCGGCUGGCGCAGCUGGAGGAGCGGCUGGAGUCCGAGCUGGGCGUCAAGACGGGGCUCGAGCAAAAGCUCAGCGAGGUGCAGGCAGCGUGCGAGGCAGCCAAGAAGGUGUCCCAGCAGCUGCGGCGGCGGUGCAGGCAGCUGGCCUGCGAGCUGGAGGACGCGCGGGUGCUCGCCGAGAGCCAGCAGAGCCGUAGCCACGAGCUGGAGAAGAGGCAGAAGAAGUUUGACCUGCAGUUAGCCCAGGCCCUGGGAGAGUCUGCCUUUGAGAAGAGCCUCCGUGAAAAAGUGUCACAGGAGAACACCAGCAUCCGAUGGGAGAUGGGCAAACUUCAGCAGAGCUUACAGCAGAAGGAGGCGGAGGCGGCCAGCUUGGCACAGCGGGCGACCAUGCUGGCCGGCCGGGUGCAGGAGCUCAGCACCCCCAGCGCCCUGGAUGCCCGCGCCGUGCCCACACUCAGGAAGCAGCUCUGGGACCUGGAGGCCAGCGCUGCCGAGCAGCAGAAAGAGCUGGAGCGGCAAACGGCCGCUGUCGAUCACCUGGAGCAGCUCCACCAGAGGCUGGAGCUGGAGAUAGAGCGGAUGAAGCAGAUCCACCAGAAGGAGCUGGAGGACAAGGACGAGGAGCUGGAGGACGUGCGGCAGUCCUGCCAGAGGAGGCUCCGGCAGCUGGAGAUGCAGCUGGAACAGGAGUACGAGGAGAAGCAGAUGGUGCUGCAUGAGAAGCAAGACCUGGAAGGGCUCAUCGGCACCCUGUGCGAGCAGGUAAGAGGACGGUGUCUUCCCCCGCCCGCUCUCCUGCGGCGGGACCUGCGGCGGACGCGUACCCUGCUUGCUGACGUGCAGCUGCUGCUGGCAGCCCCCGGGGAGCCUGGCGCCGGUGCCCAGGAGCUGGAGCGGCUGCGCAAGCAGUUGGAAGAGAGCAAAGCAAAGUGCGCGGAGGCCCAGAGGUCCCAGCAGACCGCAGCCCUGGAGCUGGAGAACUUGCACACGGAGCUGGAGACCCUCAACAGAAACAAGACCCUGGUGGAUGAGCAGCUGUACCAGCUGCAGCACGAGAGAGCCGACCUCCUGAAACGCAUCGACGAGGACCAGGAAGACCUGAACGAGCUCAUGGCAAAGCACAAGGCUCUGAUCGCCCAGUCAGCAACGGAUAUCACUCAGAUCCGGGAGCUGCAGACACAGGUGGAGGAUGUGAAGAAAGAAAAGCAGAGCCUUCAGGAGAAGCUGCAGGCAGCGCAGGCAAGAGCGGUGCGCCUGGAACAGUGCCCAGCUGAGCGCUCCAUCGUCAGCCGGCAAGAAGCCCACAUCCGCGACCUGGAGAGCCAGCUGGACUUCCAGGCUGUGCAGAUGAAGCGCUUUGAGGUGCUGGUGCUGCGCUUGCGAGACAGCAUCAUAAAGAUGGGCGAGGAGCUGGAGAAGGCGGCCGAGUCAGAGGCGCGGGAGAAGGAGACCACCAGGUACUACCAGAGGAGGAUGGAGGAGAUGAAGGCUGACAUGGAUGAGCUGGUGCAGAGGGAACUGGAGUCCAGCCGCCGGCGUGUGGAGCUGGAGCAGCAGCUGGCAGAGCUGGCGGCGGUGCGGCAGGUCCUGCAGGCUGACCUGGGGACCUCCAUCCGGCGCAUCGCUGACCUGCAGGUGGCCCUGGAGGAGCUGCGGUCCAGCGAUGAGAGCGAUGCCGAGAGCGUGCAGACGGCGCGGGAGUCGCUCUGCUCCAGGAGGGAGACGGAUGCCUGCUCCAGCGUCGGCUCCACGCUCAGUCUAGAGCCUGCAGAGACCAUCAAGUCCUGGCCGGGGUCGUCGGUGGGCUGGUCUUCCCCGGUGGGUGCCAGCGUGGCCGGGAGCCUCUCGGCGCAGUUUGUCAGCAGCCGCAGCACCCACAGCCCGAGGGUGGGCAGAGACACAAAGGAACCAGCAGCGAGCAGGCCAGCUUCUUCCCUGAGCUCUGCCAGGUCCGUCGAUGCUGCGGAUCUGGGGAGGAUGGCGAGUCCCUUGCUCGGUGCUAGAAGACGGGAAUACAGAAAACCUCCGGCAGACGAAGAGGAACUCGAGAGCCCGAAAAAAGCUGCGGAUAGGAUAGGAGAGACGUCCCCGCUGGUGCUGCGGCAGGGGGGCUCCCCUGCCCCGGAUGUGCGGUUCCCCAGCCCGCUAUCUCCGACGGUGCCGAGGAGGAGAGGGCUCUCUCCGGCAGCAGGGCCGGUGCCCAGCUCGUCAGCCGCCCUCUCCGAGUAUGUGGAGGAGCUGCGGCGGCAUCGGGGAGCGGAGCGGGAGCAAGGGUGCCCAGUGCUGGGCGACACCUCUCCUCUCCCCAUUUACCGCACCACCGGUGCCGCAGCCCUGCGGCGCUGCAGGGCUUUCCCAGUGGCGGAGGAAUCCCCAGGGAAGCUUGAUGGGAAUCAGCUGGGGGAAGGCGAAGGAGCAGGCGCCAGCCUUGUCCGCUCCUCCAGCCUGCGGAGCAUGGCCUCAGAGCUGGCCGAGCCGGCACGCUCUCCGGCGCUGAAAAGAGCAUCAAAGUUCGGCUCCUACGACUCCCUCCUGCAAACCUUUGAUGGCUCCAGCCGCCGACCGAACUCUCCAGCUGCGGGGAUGGAGGCGCUGGGCACGCUGCGGCCGAACUCCUGGAGAAGCUUCCUGGAGCCGUCAGUGGAAGAUGUGGAGGUGGGAAGGGGAUCUGGGGGGCUCCUGAGCUCACCAUCCAGCGACGGGCUGGGCGAGGGGAAGGGGAGCGACCCCUUCAGCUGGAGAAUACCCACCCUCAACUAUGAGAGGAGAACCAACGUCGACUUCGAUGACUUCCUCCCGGCCAUUCGCAAAUCCCGCUCCACCAGCAGCCUGGCCAAGCCCAGGAGGGACAGAAAGGACGGCCACCGGCCCCUCACUGUCCGCUUCCAGGAUGAAGCUGUAGCAGGUGGCUUGGCAUCCUCUGAGACGAAGGGCAUGACCAAGCGCAGCCCGGCCCUCCGGGAGGACCCCGGGGACCUCUCUGACUCCUCUUCGUCCUCUGGCUCCCUCCUCUCCUCCCGGAGCACCGACAGCAUCAAGCGCCGGCCCCAGAGAGGGGAUGGGGAAGGGUGCAGUGGCAAAGCCAGCACCCAGAGCAGUGGGGCAAGCCGCCGGGCAGAGGCAGAAGGGAAGGAAGAUGAUGUCAACAGCAUCAUGAGGAAGUAUCUGGGAAAAGACUAAGCUUUGCUCAGGACCAGCCGCAGGGACGAGGGACUUUCUUGUUCUCCUGCAGUUACUUGACUCAGGAGUUGGUGCUGUAAUUAAAACCCAGCGGCUGCCAUAGAUGCCUGAUAACAUGCCACUCUGGCCAGGGGAAGGCCACGGGGGAAGGCCACGCUGUAAAGAGCUGGAGGAACACCAAACCCUCUCCUUUUUAACCCAGAAGGUGCAGCCCAGAUGUCUCAUCCCACGUAGCACUGCUCAAAAAUCAGCUGAAUGGCCAAAGGAUGCUUUUGGAUCUCGGUGUGACACUCAGCAACAGCGGAGCUCUGAAGCUUUUAUAAUUCCGUAGAUAUUUGAAGACAGAUCCGUACAUGCUUUCAUGGCUCCUGCCUGUUUGGGACAUCUGGGCACAUCCCACUGGCUUGCAAGGCAGUGCUGUGGUGCGUGUGGCAAUGGGAGGCUGUAUUCAGAUGUCUGCUUGGUUUUUACACAAUAAAGUAUUUGCUUCUUUGA